Molecule: messenger RNA, 1258 nt
Organism: Dimorphilus gyrociliatus
Lineage: Eukaryota; Metazoa; Annelida; Polychaeta; Dinophilidae
Source: the annotation of a GenBank genome assembly
AAUGACAUUAUUAAGCAAAUUUUCAACUGCAAAAUUAGGUUUAAAGAUAACCGUAUUAUGCACUACCACGACAAUAUGUGCUUUUUCACUAUACCUUCUCUUUAAAAAGAAGUUUGAUCCAUACGAAGAGGAUAGACUAGCAAAAGCCGCCAUGCAGUCGCAAUAUACAAGAAUUCGUAUUAAAGUAGAACAAAGGAAAUGUGGUCAUAUAAUUGGAAAAGAUGGCAUGGCAAUAAAAGCUAUUGCAAAGGAAACCGGCGUUCAACUUCACUUUGUAGACGAACAAGACGAGAGUAAAACAGAGAGAACUUUGGAAAUAUGUGGACUACGAAAUAAAGUUAUAAAAGCGGAGCUUCGAAUUCAAGAGAUUCUCAAGAGCAUCCCUGAUAUUAAGAAAAAAAUCAUCCAUGUUCCAAAAAAGAGUGUUGGAUGUAUAAUUGGAAAAGGUGGAGCAACAAUCCUUCGUAUGAAGCAAGCGACUUCCUGUAAAAUAUCAAUUCAGAAAAUUCCAGUUGAGUCUAAAUUUAACGAAAUUGAGUUAGUAGGGACUGAAGAACAAAUAGAUAAUGCCAAACGCUUAAUAUUUGACGAAGUACAAGAAGAUUCAACGAGGCGUUUUCGUCAAAUGCCCAAGGAGACUGUUAAAAAAUAUAUGAAAGUGGAAGAUAUGAUACCUACAGAAAUUCCCUAUAGAAAAGUUUUUAUAUCUGCUAUUGAUAAUCCUGGACAUUUUUGGUGUCAAUUUUUGGAUAAAGAUGACGGGCUAACGCUGGAAGACAUAAACACUAAGAUAUCCGAAUCCUUGAGUAAAGACGAUGGAGAACUACCUUGUCUGGCAAUUGGAGACAUGGUUGCAGGUAGAUUUGAGUUUGAUGAUAAAUGGUACAGAGCCCGUGUAAAUGAUAUUGCUGAUAAUAAAAUUGAUCUUUAUUUCGUGGACUAUGGAGAUUCGGAAUGGGUAAGGUUUCCGGAAGAUGUGCGUAAAUUACCUAAAGCUGUUGAAAACUGUGAAUACCAAGCUGUAGAGUGCUGCCUAGCUAAUGUUAUACCUAUAGAUGAGUGGACAGAUGAAGCAAGUCAAUUCUUCGAGGAGCUUACAGCUUGUGCUAAAUGGCAACCAAGAUAUUUGGUUGAAUAUAAGCAGAAAAGUGAAGACGGCUACAAACUAGUGUCUUUGUUUGAUUCACUUGAAGGACAGCCAAAGUGUCUAGAAAAUUAUCUUGUCCAGAGAAACUAUGCCAUCUUUAAAGACAGAUAA